AUGGGUAACCUGUGCACCUCAACGAAGAGUGCCAACGACGGGCGGCGACAACCAGACUCGCGAAGAAAAGGGUCCGGCUCCACUACGGGCUUCUCCCCCACGGAGGAUCUUGGGUACGUUCCCGAGCAAGAUGACGGAGGCGGGGGCGCGGCGGCGGCGGCGGCACUGGGGGGGGCGGCAUCAGCAACAACAAACGGCGGGUCGGUUGGAAACGGCCAGCAGGUGUCUGCAUCACAGGUAGAGGUGAGCACGACGGGUGCGGCGGGGCUCGCGGGGUCGGGAGGAGGCGAGCGGAGUCGAGCGCGAGAGCGAACCUCGAACCUCAGCAACGGUUCCGGCGGCGAAGCCCCCCUCAAUCGCAGCAGGCGCGGCACGUCUUCAUCGGGAGCGACAGCGGCGGCGGCGGCGGCGGCAGCGGCGGCAGAAGCCGACGCAAGGAACGGCGUCUCUCCCGGAGCGGCGGCUGCUGCUGCUGACGACACCGGCGGCGGCGAGAGAGGAGGCGAGCGGGAAUCAUCGCGGCGGCGCCGCGACUCCGCCGGCAGGAGCGGCAAGGACGGCGAGGACCGCCGCCGCUCCUCCCGGCGCUCGAGGUCCUCGCGCAAGGACGGCCUCGCGAGCGUCGAGGGCAAGUCCUCCUCGAGGGGCCGAGAGAAAGGGUCCUCGACGGGGGGAGGAGGCGGAGGCUCCCGGCGGCGGGAUAGCGAGCGCGGGCCUUAG
Molecule: messenger RNA, 720 nt
Organism: Ectocarpus siliculosus
Lineage: Eukaryota; Phaeophyceae; Ectocarpales; Ectocarpaceae
Source: the annotation of a GenBank genome assembly